AUGAGCUCCGAGCGGGAGGCGGGGAGAUGGAGGGCGGCGGUGAUGGCCUUCGCGUUCUUCUGUAUCUGGUCCGCGGCGGCGGCGGAGUGGCCCAAAUACAAGGACCCAAAGCAGCCACUGAACGUUCGCUUGAAGGACCUACUGAGCCGCAUGACCCUCGAGGAGAAGCUUGGGCAGAUGGCGCAGAUCGAGCGGUCCAUCGCCUCAGCAGAGAUCAUGAAGAAGUAUUCCGUUGGUCCGUUCCCAUCUUCCUCCGCCUCUCUCUCUUUCUCUCUCUCUCUCUCUAGAAUAGCUCUUGAUUGGUGAUGGUGGCUCAGGGAGUGUGCUGAGCAGUGGAGGGAGUGUUCCCGUUGAGAAGGCCUCAACGGAGGACUGGAUCAAGAUGGUGGGGAAGAUCCAGAAGGCCGCCCUCUCCACCCGCCUGGGAAUCCCCAUGCUCUACGGGAUCGACGCAGUCCACGGCCACAACAACGUCUACAAGGCCACCAUCUUCCCCCAUAAUAUCGGCCUUGGAGUUACCAGGCGAGUAUUCUCUCACUGGGAGACUCCCAUUUCCUAACUCCCCUGCGCAUGGCCAUGAUUCGACCUUCCUCCUCUUCCCUCUCUCUCGCAGGGAUCCCGAGCUGUUGAAGAGGAUCGGCGCGGCGACUGCGCUUGAAGUCCGAGCGACCGGGAUCCCCUAUGUCUUCGCCCCCUGCAUCGCCGUAAGAGUUCUUCUUCUUCUUCUUCUGCUUCUUCAUCAUCAUCAUCAUCAUCCUGAACUCUUUCUGUCGUUCGAUGGGCCAGGUGUGCAGAGACCCGCGAUGGGGCCGCUGCUACGAGAGCUUCAGCGAGGACCCGAAGAUCGUCCAGGCGAUGACGGCGGUCAUCUCCGGACUGCAGGGAGAGAUCCCCACAAACUCCCGCAAAGGCGUCCCCUUCGUCGCCGGAAGGUAACCCCAACGACCGAGAUAGAUCUUAUUCUUCCUCUCCCAUCUCUCUAGAGCCGCCUCUCUGGGAUCUUCGGAGGCUUAGACCUUUGACCGACCUUCAACACAGAACCAAGGUCGCCGCCUGCGCAAAGCACUACGUCGGCGACGGCGGGACGGAGAAGGGCAUCAACGAGAACAACACAAUCAUCGACUUCCACGGCCUGCUCAGCAUCCACAUGCCUCCCUACUACAACGCCAUCGCCAGGGGAGUCUCCACGGUGAUGAUCUCCUUCUCCAGCUGGAACGGGGUCAAGAUGCACGCCAAUCGCUUCCUCAUCACCGACUUCCUUAAGAACAGGCUCCGGUUCCGGGUACCUGGUUAUCCACCUGAUCUGAAAAUGGGUAUCUGGUUUUUCUGAAAUCUUCUCUCUGAGUUCGUCUUCUUCAAUCGCCCAACUGGUUUCAGGGUUUUGUCAUCACGGACUGGACGGGUCUGGACAAGAUCACCUCCCCGCCUGGGAAGAACUACACUUUCUCUCUCCAGGCUGGCAUCCUCGCCGGUAUCGACAUGGUCAGCUCCUCUCCGUUCUUUUAUGGUUAGAUUCAGCGGAUAUAAAAAAGCAUAAUCAUCAAACUUGUAUCCGAUUCUUUCGUGGUCGAAAUCUUCGUUUGAAAGUCAUCACGCAAAAACCCGGUUUCUGCCCCAUAUUUGCUCCAAAAAUCGUAUCUUUCCUGAGGGUUGAGUGAUCUAGUUCAUCCUCUGCAAAGGCCUCCUGCAUCUCUCUCUCUCUCUCUCUCUCUCUCUCUCUCUCUCUCUCUCUCUAUGUCCAUAGAUAUAUACGUUUAUAUGACAGUGAUCAGGGCUGGUGCCGAUAAUGUUGCAGAUCAUGCUUCCCUUCAACUUGACCGGAUACCUCCAAGACGCCUCGUACUUGGUGAAGGGGGGGUUCAUCCCGAUGAGCAGGAUAGACGACGCCGUGAGGAGGAUCCUACGGGUGAAGCUCUCCAUGGGACUCUUCGAGAAUCCCUUCCCCGAGCCCUCCCUGGGCGACCAGCUGGGCAAGCAGGUGCGUUGACUCGAACUCUUCUACGUAGAUGGCCGGAGACUUUGCCGACCUUUGAUGGGUAUGACUCACCGGAGACGACGGCGCCGCCGCCACGCAGGAGCACCGGGAUCUGGCGAGGGAGGCGGUGAGGAAGUCGCUGGUGCUGCUGAAGAACGGGAAGCCUGGGGCUGAGCCGCUGCUGCCACUCCCCAAGAAGGCCCCCCGCAUCCUCGUCGCGGGCAGCCACGCCGACAACCUCGGCUACCAGUGCGGCGGCUGGACGAUCACUUGGCAGGGCCUCAGCGGCAACAACCACACCCUCGGUAAGCAUCCUUUUAGACAGAGAGAGAGAGAGAGAGAGAUGAGCUUCGGGACAGGAACGACGAUCUGGAUUGCUCUCAGAAGAACAGACCCCUGGACUAUCUUUCUCGUUCUCUCUGUGAGAUCAUCAAGAGGAGCAUGGGGGCGAUUUCUAACCCUUAUCUACCCUUCGGGGGCAGGAACGACGAUCCUCGCCGGUGUGAAGGAAGCGGUGGAUCCGGCCACAGAUGUGGUCUACUCAGAGAACCCCGCCGCUGAUUUCGUCAAGAACGGCGGCUUCUCCUUCGCCGUGGCGGUCGUCGGAGAGCAUCCCUACGCUGAGGGACAGGGCGACAGCACCAACCUCACACUGGCCUAUCCCGGGCCGGAGACGAUUCGCUGCGUGUGCGAGCACGUCAAAUGCGUCGUCGUCGUCGUCUCCGGCCGGCCGGUGAUGGUGGAACCCUACCUCGCCGGAGUUGACGCUCUGGUGGCAGCGUGGUUGCCGGGGACGGAGGGCGCCGGAGUGGCAGACCUCCUCUUCGGCGGCCACGGAUUCUCCGGGAAGCUCGCUCAUACCUGGUUCAGAUCCGUGGAUCAGCUCCCCAUGAACGUCGGCGACCCGCACUACGAUCCCCUCUUCCCCUUCGGCUAUGGCCUCACCACGGAGCCCGCUAGAACCUGA
Molecule: messenger RNA, 2942 nt
Organism: Spirodela intermedia
Lineage: Eukaryota; Viridiplantae; Streptophyta; Magnoliopsida; Alismatales; Araceae
Source: the annotation of a GenBank genome assembly